GAGACGCCAUUCUAAAGACCGUAUCAAAAUACUUCUCGCUGAUCAAUUUUUCUUUCAACAAUUAUAUUUCAUUCUUAUUUAAAAGCACAUUUUUGUUCGCACACACGAAUCUUACAAAAAUAACGAACAAGAAAAUAUGAUUCGAGAAUUUCUUGUGACGAUCCUGGCUGUUGUUGCUGUUACUCAUGGUGCGUACAAUUGUCCAAACAAAGAUGGCCAAUACGAGGACUUGAAGCAAUGUGACAAAUACUACGACUGCGUCGAUGGGAUUGCAACAGAAAAAUUAUGUCCCGAUGGGCUCGUUUUCGAUCCCUUAAACCGCAAAGUCAACAAGUGCGAUCAUGUUUUCAACGUAGAUUGCGGUGAUCGUCUUGAGUUGCAACCACCACAGCCAACUAAAAAAUGUCCCAGAAGAAAUGGUUUCUUCGCGCAUCCAGAUUCUUCAGUAUGCAAUGUAUUUUUCAAUUGCAUCGAUGGGGAAGCCAUUGAGAUCACUUGCACAACUGGUUUACAUUUCGACGAGUACAGUGGAACCUGUGUUUGGCCUGACAGUGCUGGCCGUGAGGGAUGCGGAGUUGUGGAUAAAAAAUUGAAAGACGGUUUCGAGUGUCCGAAAGAGAAUCAGUUGGACAGCAGAGGUAUGGCAAUCGAUCAUCCGAAAUUUGCACACCCUGACGAUUGUCAAAAGUUUUACGUAUGCCUGAAUGGUGUAACACCGCGUGAACAAGGUUGCAGCGAUGGAACUGUUUAUAACGAAGAACAGCAAAGGUGUGAUGCACCUGAAAACGUUCCUGGAUGUGAGGACUGGUACAAGGAUGACGACAAAAAGCCAUGAGGGAUUAUUUGAAAUUCGUAUGUCCCGCAUCGGGACGCCCGUACUGUCUUUUUAAUUUUUAAUUGCGAAUUAGUUUGUAAUAAUAAUUAUAACACGUGAGAUAAUCUAAGCGUUUUAUUUGUUUCCAAAUAAAUAUUAAUUUUUACCAUAGAAAGAGAAAAAAAAA
Messenger RNA from Polistes canadensis, 1001 nucleotides. Its product is annotated as peritrophin-1-like. Bases 137 to 835 code for a protein of 232 amino acids. The transcript is spliced from 5 exons. Gene Ontology annotation, cellular component: extracellular region. The record is from RefSeq and is a predicted model, not a curated record. NCBI's taxonomy places the organism in Eukaryota, Metazoa, Arthropoda, Insecta, Hymenoptera, Vespidae. Gene Ontology annotation, molecular function: chitin binding.